Molecule: messenger RNA, 5749 nt
Organism: Clarias gariepinus (North African catfish)
Lineage: Eukaryota; Metazoa; Chordata; Actinopteri; Siluriformes; Clariidae
Gene: hcn4l
Product: hyperpolarization activated cyclic nucleotide-gated potassium channel 4l
Exons: 8
Coding region: 187-3714 (1175 amino acids)
Biological process (GO): transmembrane transport; potassium ion transport
Cellular component (GO): membrane
Molecular function (GO): voltage-gated potassium channel activity
Source: RefSeq, a predicted model, not a curated record
ACAGCUGCAGCGGGAUGCUCUUGGACUGAUUUGUGUGUUAAUACCAGUGACCCGCCGUCUGCGUCGCUCAAAAACGCGUCUGUCGUCGGAAACUUAAGGGCUAUGCGCGCGUUUGCCCUUAUCGUACUCUGACCGCGAAUCGUUCUCUCGUUCGUGCCCACCGUUCGUUUCGUGCGCUAAACCAAAAUGGACAGGUUGCAUUCUUCCAUGCGCAAGCGUCUCUACAGCCUGCCCCAUCAAAUCGGACACAAAUCGGACGAGGGCGACGCGGACGCGCGGAGGAAGAGCGUUCUCAUGAAGUCGCUGGCGCCUUCAGUCUCUCCAGAGGCCGCGAGCAGCGAGCCAGACGCGCUCAGUGCGCUCAGGGGCAACGCGAACGGCGACUGCCGGAGGUUUAAAGGGAGCCUGUCGUCCGUCACCAGCCGCCACGGAGCGGACGCAGAAGCGCACGAGCAGAAGCGACUCAUCGCCGAGGAAGAAGACGACGACGACGACGGCGGCGGCGGCGGAGGAGAUGGGAGUCCAGGGGCAGAUGGAGCGGCAGAGGAGGGUGCGCGCGGCGGCGCUGCUGGUGGCGCGGAGAGGCAGCGCUCGGCCUCCGAGGAGAACGCGACUUUCAUCAAGUUGGAGGACGACGAGCAGAUAGCGCCCGACGACGAGCGCCUCUACCAGGCGGGCUUCGUGCACCGUCAGCUGGGAGCCAUGCUUCAGCCCGGAGUCAACAAGUUCUCUCUUCGAAUGUUCGGUAGCGAGAAGGCGGUGGAGCGCGAACAGGAGCGAGUCAAAUCGGCCGGGUCGUGGAUCAUUCACCCGUACAGCGACUUCAGGUUCUACUGGGACCUGAUCAUGCUGCUUUUGAUGGUAGGAAAUCUGAUCAUUAUCCCAGUGGGCAUCACAUUCUUCAAAGAUGAACAUACGCCAGCCUGGAUUGUUUUCAACGUGGUCUCUGAUACCUUCUUUUUAGUGGACCUAGUCCUGAACUUCCGGACUGGCAUUGUGAAGGAGGACAGCACAGAGAUUAUCCUGGACCCACAACAGAUAAAGGUGAAGUACCUGCGCAGCUGGUUUGCCGUGGACUUCAUCUCCUCCAUCCCUGUGGAUUACAUCUUCCUCAUUGUUGAGACAAGGAUUGACUCAGACUUUUACAAAACGGCCAGAGCUUUGAGGAUUGUUCGCUUUACUAAGAUUUUGAGUUUGCUCAGGCUACUGCGACUGUCCCGGCUCAUCAGAUACAUUCAUCAGUGGGAGGAGAUUUUCCAUAUGACCUAUGAUCUGGCUAGUGCAAUGGUGCGAAUAGUGAACCUGAUUGGUAUGAUGCUUUUGCUGUGCCACUGGGACGGCUGUCUGCAGUUCCUGGUGCCCAUGCUUCAGGACUUUCCUGCUGACUGCUGGGUCUCCAAAAACAAAAUGGUGAAUGAUACUUGGGGUCAGCAGUACUCCUACGCGCUGUUUAAGGCUAUGAGCCACAUGCUGUGUAUUGGAUAUGGCAUGUACCCACCGGUGGGCAUGACAGACGUGUGGCUGACCAUUCUCAGCAUGAUUGUGGGUGCCACAUGCUAUGCCAUGUUUGUGGGUCAUGCCACUGCCCUUAUUCAAUCAUUAGACUCAUCUCGAAGGCAAUAUCAGGAAAAGUAUAAACAAGUGGAGCAGUACAUGUCAUUCCACAAGCUUCCAGCUGACAUGCGCCAAAGGAUCCACGACUACUACGAGCACCGUUAUCAGGGCAAGAUGUUUGAUGAGGAGAGCAUACUUGGAGAGCUAAAUGAGCCACUCCGAGAGGAAAUAAUCAGUUUCAACUGUCGAAAGCUUGUGGCCACCAUGCCUUUGUUUGCAAAUGCGGAUCCCAACUUCGUAACGUCCAUGCUUACCAAGUUACGCUUUGAAGUCUUCCAGCCAGGAGACUAUAUCAUUCGGGAAGGCACCAUAGGAAAGAAAAUGUAUUUCAUUCAACAUGGAGUCUUAACAGUUCUGACCAAGGGCAGUAAAGAGACAAAAAUUUCAGAUGGGUCUUACUUUGGAGAGAUCUGUUUGCUGACCCGGGGCAGAAGAACAGCAAGUGUGAGAGCAGAAACAUAUUGUCGUUUGUACUCUCUAUCUGUGGACAACUUUAAUGAAGUGUUAGAAGAGUAUCCAAUGAUGCGUCGGGCUUUUGAGACAGUAGCACUUGAUCGUCUAGACCGCAUUGGAAAGCGAAACUCUGUUCUCCAGCACAAGGUGCAGCGUGAUCUCAACUCAGGUGUGCUGAACUUUCAGGAGAAUGAAAUUAUCCAACAGAUUGUACAGCAUGACAGGGACAUGGCUCACUGUGCUCACCUAAUGCAGACCCCCUCACCAGGUCUUCACCCAACCCCAGCUCCAUCGUCACACACUCCAGUUAUCUGGGCUCCUCUGAUCCAGGCUCCACUCCAAGCAGCUGCAGCCACUACCUCGGUGGCUAUUGCCCUUACACGCCACCCACAUCUGCCCCAUACACUUUUCCGGCCUCCGGUACCCAUGUUAGGGUCACUAAAAGAUCCAGCAGGUCAUUUUAAAAGGUUCCCUGUGGUUUCUGGUGUUACUGCCUUGGGUAGCUCAUCAUCUGGAGGAAGUUCUCAGCUUGGCUCUGGAGUGGAGACCCCUAUUUUGGAUUCAUUGAGAGCAAAGAGUUCUGCAACAUCUUCCUCACCCCCUUUGCCUUCUGCCUCCAGUUCUUUGCCAUCUUCUACAACAACCACUAUCACCACCAUCACAUCCAGUAUUAGUGAGGCCUCCACCUUUUCCCAAAGACCUGUCAGCAGCUGUGGAUCUGGAUUCGCUAGUGUGGCUCAGCUCCAUCCCCAACCUCAGCUUCCGCAUGCUUCCUUUUCCAGUAUUACUGCUUCACUGCCUGGCUUCUUUCAACAAAGAGCAGUAGGAAGAGACCUGGCUCAAUUUGCAAUUCCCUCUGCUUCCACCCUAACUCCUUUGAUAGCUCACUCCAUUAGCCCUAUACUGACACAACUGCAGUCCACUCUGCCCAAACCUCUUCAAGUUCAGCGCAGCCAGGAGGUGAGCAAAUCAGUUAAGACAACCACUCAUUCCCCUUCUACUGGAUCCCCACUUUUCUCUGCAAAUCCCUUAGAGCCAACAGUUUCAAAUCCCCAGACUCAGGAUCCUCAAAGUAGUGAUCAUCUCCUUCAGCUCUCCCAUGAACCCUCUGCUCUGGCUUCACUUGCUCAUUAUGGCUCUGGAAAUGCUUCCCCUUGUAACACCCCACCAGCUAGGAGCCCUACAUUCCAGAGUCCUAUGGUGCAGAGGAAGCGGACACCUAUAAAUAGCAAUCCCUCAAGUACCUCAGGAUCUCAAAGCUCUUUACUGUCCCCUCAGACCCUUUGUCCUUUACCUUCCCAGUCACAAGAGAGGGUGGGGUCUCUGGUUGAUCUGCCUUCUCAGGACGUCAGUACUAUUUCCAUAUCACUUCCUUCCCAGCGACCAUUUGAGAGACCCAAACUAGUAAGGCAAGGCCCACAGGUCCCAGAUCAGUCACAUCUGGUAUCAUUGUCUGGGUUCAGCCAUACUUCUUUCCCAACCCCUGUUACCAAACCCUAUAGUUCAAUACCUGGCCAUGUUGCCCUGUCAAGACAGACUUCCAAAGUAUCCCAGGCCCAGACUGGAUCUUCUGGUGGUCCUGGGUCUCGAGGCAGUUCCAUUCCAGGAACACCAAGCAUAAACCCCAAACUCCCAUCAAACUUAUGAGAAUGGAUUAUACUCAUCUAUUGUACAGACCAUGUUUUUAUUGAUUAACAGUAUAUACAAGAAAAUAACUUUUAUGAUUAAGAAGAUGUUUGUCUACCUGUAUUUGUAACAUUGCAAUGACUACUUCUCAAAUUAUAAUGCCAAAUGAAAGAAUAGAUAAGUGUCUGAUGAUUGAAUGAGAGAUUAUGUCAUUGUGGGUUUGUGACUGGGUGGUGAAUAAGUAUAAUAUUUGACAUUGUCUUCCAAGUUCCUUUAGCAAUUUUGCAAUACUAAUGAUGAUAAUAUUAUGUAGGGAUAUGCAACAAAAAGCAGUUUCCAAAAAAAAAUUAAGAAAAAAAAGAAAAAAAGACAGAAACAAAACAAACUAAAAAACAAAACAAAACACUUAAGCAGUACAAUAAUAACAGGGUUAUGGGUGAUCCUCAGAUAAAAUAUGCUGGGGAAGAGAUGCAAAUAUACUUCUUGCUAAAUAUAUAUAUACAUAUAUAUAAUUUGUCAUUGUGAAAUAACAGUUGCUAAAGAUUUCACUUAUCAGGUUUGAGAUACAAACACAUAUACACAUCCACAUAGUCAUGUUCAUUAGCACACAUGCACUGACCAUUUCACUAGACCUUCCCCUAGCUAUACUUCCUUGUUAACCAAGGCACACUGCUCAGUGUCUAUGGCCUUUCCUUUUUAAACAGCACUGCCUUAGAGCUUGAACGACCAGGGAACGAUCCCCUCACUUCCACUGCAAAAGAGAUAAGAUAAAGAAUGUAUUGCAAUCAUUUUCUAUGUGCUUUGUAUGUGUACAUGUGUGGUACUUAAGCAAUAAAACUGUAUGCUUGAUUUUGUACCUGUACAGAGAUUUGUACAUUGCAGCUUUCUUCUUAGCAAAUAAAAUGUAAAGAAUCAAAUAAAAUAUAAAGAAUGAUUUCAUAUUAAUAAGAUGUUGUGAUAUAAGCCCAUUUAAUGCCAAAGCUUGAACUGCAACUGUAAGCCUGCAUUGUGAUUGCUUUAUGGUACUGUAAAUGCAUUACACUGUAAUGGACUGGGUAAUCCUGUCCUUGGUGCAUUUCCAUCAUGCAUCCAGUGUUCCCAGGAUAGGAUUGAAAUCCACCACAACUUGGACCAGGAUAAAGCAUUGACUGAAGAUGAAUAAGUGAUGAAUGAGCAUAUUCCGCAUUUUGCAUGCCGUUAUUUCAGUAACAAUAGUAUUUAAUAUCUAUUUGUAAAGAAAACAUAACUUUGGCCCAAUCAGAAAUUUUUGCAAAAACAUUUUUUGACAUACUGAUAAGAAAUGACUUAGAAUUUCCAGAUGUUCCUUUAAAGCGUUGUUUCUUGUUCCUGAUUAUGCAGAAGUGUUGUAAUGCCCACUGUACUGAACAUGAUCUGAAACCUGCAAGACUUGAAAUAUUUAAUCUGGGAGCAACAAAAUUUCAGUCCAUAACUAUUACUCUUUUAACUUAUUACCCAGUAAGUUUCAUUUUUGUAUGUUAAACAAAUCUUCAUUUUGAGUUCUAUAUAUACAGAAUCAUACCUAUUUGUAAGCAUUUGUUUGUUUGUCUGUGAGAAAGGUCAGCAUUUGAAGACUCACAGUUAACAGCUGUUUUUUAAAAAUAUUUUGCAUUUGUUAAGCAUGUGGACAUUGUAGUAUUGAUACUUUUUACACUACCUCAAGUCUUGGCAUUUUCAUCAAUAUAUGUACACGGGAAAAUGAAAUCUAACAAUGAAACACAGUCCUAGACACUUAUCUAGCUUUUUUAGUAUUAGCCUAUUUAUCAGUACUAAUAACAAGUACUCUGUGUAGAUAAUUAAGUUAUGUGAUUAAUUAUGUGUGAGAGUCUGUAUGCAUGUAUGUGGGAUUAUACAUGGAAUAUGGAUUUAUUAUUUUUAUGACAAAUGUAUAGUAGCAUGAGGUACUUUUGCCACAUUGUUUUAUUGUUUUCUGUUUGCCAUCUCUUUAGACAUUUAAGUGUUAUUCUUUUGGAAUGACUAUCAAGAAGGUCAAGUGAAAAAGGUCAUUUGCAUCAGAUUGUGUCACUUUGAGUUUUCC